Somion occarium is the source of this 1863-nucleotide messenger RNA. The record is from the annotation of a GenBank genome assembly. Lineage: Eukaryota; Fungi; Basidiomycota; Agaricomycetes; Polyporales; Cerrenaceae.
AUGGAGUCCGCCACCAGCCAACAGGCUUUGUUGAAUGCUCCGUCGGAUCCUUCGAACGGCAAAUCUUGCAGAUUUCAAAGGGUUUCACCGCUCUACGAUUGACUGUUAUCCCUUUCUGCAAGCGGGUGAUAGCUGACUGGGCACCUGUCGAUCACUUCGGAGUCCGGACUGACACACUGACGAGACUCGGGAAGCUUGACGUUGUAAUGAAAGUUUGAAAGGUCGCAGUCGCAAUGGCGCGCAAAUGUCCUCCGUGCUCAUCUAGCAUGCUUACCAUGCGUAUCUUCCAGUGAAGUCACCACGGUUGAUAUAAGCUGAGUGUCACGAUCGUCUCCAUGCGUUGUCUUUCAGAACCAGAUGCCUGUCAAUGAAAGACGGGAUACCCGAUACUCACCUACCCUUCGUCUGGACAACUUUGUAAUCCCUGUCAUCCUAUUCAAGAUCAUUGCUGUCACCGUGCCGGAACAGCUGCCCAGGCAAUUUACAGCGCUCCGGCUGCAUUCAGGGAAAGGUUGUCUGAUGCUAGAGAAUAGCGCAGUGAUUCAUUGAGCUGCUAUACAUUUGCACUUCUGCGUACCCUCGGUGUUCCGUUGCAGCAGCGGUCACCUGCCAUUGGUUGCUGAUCGGGUGCAGAUCAGCGUCACCUUUGAGACUUCAGUUUAAAGCCCCCUAGUGGUCCUUGAGUCCUUUUUCCUAUUUGACGUCCAUGUUCAGUAGUUCAUUUCCCGUUGUUCUUUAGGUGUGCACCCUGUCUUGCAUAAGGAAGUAUGGCUACGUUUGAUGAUAGCAUGGGUGCAUUGCUGGUGGGACAAAUGGUUGCUACCUUCCUUUAUGGACUUAGUACUCUUCAGACAUAUGUCUACUUCACGAAGUUCCCUCGGGACAAGCGGGAACUGAAGAUCUGGGUUGGGCUGACAUGGAUCAUUGACACAGUGAACAUCGCGCUUGUGUGUCAUGGCCUGUACACGCUAUUGUUCGGGCAUGCCAUGCCCAAUAAAGACAACCCGAUAACAGACCGAGGGAAGAGGUCUUUUGACAUCUCUGCAGGGUUGAACGUCCUGGUGGCGAUCUUGGUCCAAUGCUUCUUCGUGAAGCGCAUUUUCCAGCUGUGUGACCAGCAGAUGAAGUACUGGGUAUUGGCCGUGCUUUCUGUUCUCGUGCUCACACACUUCGCUCUCGGCUCAGCCGCCGUUGUACGAGUAAUAGAGGCCCUGAGUGUAUCAGAGGCCAAACCACUCAACACACUUUCGUUGUCUGCUAUAGUGCCAUAUACGCUCGCUGCGGUCGUUUCGGAUACCGCAAUCUCAAUUGCACUGGUUCUUCUGCUACGAACAAAACGUUCAGGGUUCGAAAGUUUGAACUCCAUACUAGAUCGUGCAAUAAACUUCGCCCUCACGCGUUGCGUGCUUGUUUCGAUUGUGGCCAUUGCGAGACUCAUAACGUUCGUAGUCGUUCCACAGACACUGUGGUUUUUGGCCGCCGACUUCGGCAUGGGAAAAAUUUACGCUAACUCACUACUUGCUAUGCUCAACGCAAGACGCGCACAGCCAACGUAUACCGUCGAGCAGGGAUCAGGAAGUUCAGGGGAGACUGCAGUCUUCUCGACUGUGCUGGAACUGUCUUCACCAAGGGCGGAUAGUCCCACUACUUCACGUUUCCUACCAACAUUCUCUCUACGGCGGGUAUCCAGCAUGAGGGAUUUUGAACGGCAGGAUGGUUCCGACAAGGUGGCUAACGAUAGCAAUGCUCAUUAUAUUCCGACAUUACCUGUGAGUAGCAGUACAUAGAUGGUUCUGCAUAAGGGAGAGGGACGAAUGUUGCUACAUCAUGAAUAAUUAAUGACAUUCCAUCAUUCACAACUAC